Guillardia theta CCMP2712 is the source of this 648-nucleotide messenger RNA. RefSeq lists its product as hypothetical. The annotation marks the transcript as partial. Gene Ontology annotation, molecular function: RNA binding; pseudouridine synthase activity. Gene Ontology annotation, biological process: pseudouridine synthesis. The record is from RefSeq and is a predicted model, not a curated record. The transcript is spliced from 3 exons. Lineage: Eukaryota; Cryptophyceae; Pyrenomonadales; Geminigeraceae.
AAGAUAGUCUUCGAGAACGACGGGUUGAUAGCUGUCAACAAGCCUCCAGGCAUCGGAUUCCACGUCGACGAACAGGGCAAUGCAGGGAUCUUGCAGUAUAUCCGCAGUCUGCAAGCAGAGGAGCGAUUCGACUAUCGUGGAUCUCUGCAUCCCGUUCAUCGAAUCGACAAGGUCACGUCGGGAUGUCUGCUCUUCGCCAAGACGCGGGGAGCAGCUAGUGAGUUGAUGACCAAGUUCAGAGAGAGGAACGUCGACAAGUACUACGUCGCUGUAUCCGCUGGAAAGCCCUCUAAGAAACAAGGGACGGUCAAGGGCGACAUGGCUCGGACCAGACGAUCAGCAUGGAAGCUGCUCCGCACCCAGGACAACCCCGCUGUGACUAGUUUCAUACAGACAGCCUUCGAGCUCACAGACCCUCCGAGUGAGGACGGGAAGCCCCCAAUGCUGCGCCUGUUCCUGCUCAAACCCUCGACAGGCAAGACACACCAGAUCAGGGUGGCGAUGAAAUGCCUUUCUUCUCCGAUCCUCGGCGAUGCGAUCUAUGCCGGAAAUGCAGCCAAAGGAGUAGACGUGAGACUACAGCGCCGCAAGAGCAAGUCUUACCUUUGUUGUAGAGGACGUAUCUCCAUUCCUACGCCACAAGGAUGA